Molecule: messenger RNA, 699 nt
Organism: Drosophila subpulchrella
Lineage: Eukaryota; Metazoa; Arthropoda; Insecta; Diptera; Drosophilidae
Exons: 1
Coding region: 1-699 (232 amino acids)
Source: RefSeq, a predicted model, not a curated record
AUGCGUUUCCUGAUCGCCUUCUGCCUGAUUGGCGCCGCCUGUGCCCAGUACAACUAUGGAGCGGGAUUCUCUGGAGCCGCCUCCGAUAAUGUUCCCAGCUACGCCGGUGGCAACAGCGGUUUCGGUGGUGGUGACUCCUACGAUGGAGCGGCCAGCAGCCCGGACUACUCGGUGUCCAGCGAGCUGAACAAGGAGUACUACACCUUCGAGGCCGACGAGAGCCAGUUCGAAGAUCCUCUGGCCGCCCAGAAGAUCGCCGGCUCCGUGAACAAGGGUCUCCGCGUGGUGUUCAUCAAGGGACCCGAGAACCGUGGCCUGGAGAACGCUGCCCUGGCCCUGGCCAAGCAGGCUGCCGAGCAGAGGACCGCCAUCUAUGUCCUGAACAAGCAGACCGACAUUGGAGAUCUGGCCAACAAGUUCAACGCCGCCCGCCAGAAUGCCAAUCAGCGCCCGGAGGUGCACUUCGUCAAGUACAGGACUCCCGAGGAUGCGGCCAAUGCCCAGAAGGCCAUCCAGUCUCAGUACGACAACCUCGGAGGAUCCAGCCAGUCCUUCAACGGCGGAGUGGCCAAUGCCAUCAACUUCGCCUCCCAAGGAGCUGCCCCCGCCCGCCAUGGCAACAACUACUCACCUCCUGCCGCCGCCACGAGCAACUCCUACCUGCCCGCCAACAUCCUGCGUCGUCUGCGCAUCCGUUAA